AUGGAGAACGGAGCCUCAGCAGCAGAGCAGAGCGUAGCAGCACUUAUGGAUGUUGUGGAUGAGACGCAGCCCGAAACCACAGACUCUGGCGAUGCACUGGGACUAGGUACCUCAACGCUAGGCGCAGCGAUCCAGAGCACAAACCAGAGGCUGUUUGACCCGCUAGCACAGAUGAUGGACUCGGACGCAGAUUCAGAAAGCGAUGAUGAGCCGCUGCCGAAGCCUGCGGCUCUACCCAGUGCUCCAGAGAGCAGGCUGCAGCUGGAGUCCUCGCUGCUGGGCACUGCAGCCAAGGCACCGGAGCGAUCGUCCAGCAAUCAGCAGCAGCAUGUCGAAGACGAGUCUCAGGAACUGGGCGCCACUAUGAAGCCAGCACCGGUUGUACCCAAGCUGGAGUUUAAGCAGACGGACUUUGCGCUCCGCAAGCAGAGUAUCGUUGCGCGGCUAACGGCCAAGGGUGCAAUUUCAUCGCGGCGUGCCGUGACUGACGACUCGGACGGGAGCUCAAGCGAUAGUGACGAGGAGCUGAGUGCAAAUGCCAGGAUGGAGAUGGACGACUCAGAGUCCGAGCCUGAGCUAGGCGAGACCAAAAAGAAGCAGAAGGAGCCUAAGAAGCCCAAAGCAGGUUCAAUUGAUAGCUCCCCGCCGAAACAGCGGGCAGCAUCCAAGGCAGCGAUAUUGAAAAUGCACCAGGAGACCGAGCGCCUAGUUCGCGAAACCCAGGUGCAUAUCGACCCGACAGAGUUCACCAAGCGCCUGCAGCUCUCAGACUUUUUCACCCGCUUCGACUCUGAAAAGGCGGACGCGGCUUCACGCAAGCAGCGCAAACAAGACGCAUUGGAGAGCAAGCAGAGGCUGCGGUUCUCGGCCGACUCGGAUGACGAAGUCGAGAUCGAGAUCGUGGGACCCAAGCAGCAGAUACUAGCACACGGCGCACGCAGCUCGCGCCUGUUUGCCUGCGCGCAGAAGAAAAAGGAGGAGGAAAAGAAGGAGCAGGACAGGCUGGCGACUAUUUUGCGGUACGGGUCGCAGCCCAUGCAUGUGUCGGGGGCAUUGCCUGCGGCCAAGAAGGCCGACGGGCCGCUUGCACUGCGGUCACUGAAUAGCGCUCUGCUCGAGGCUGUGCAUAAACAAGACAUGGGGCGUAAGCGCAAGGACAAGAGGCAUGGCGAGGACAGCUCGCAGGUCAUUGAAGAUGAUGAGGAUGAAGAUAUGGCGAUGGAGGACAAUGGUGUGGAAAUCGGCGACGAAGAUGUGGCAAUGGAGGAGGACAGUGGGUCUGAUGCUGACGGGUCACAGUCGAGAACUGGCUCGCGCAAAGUGGUUAUAUCUGACGACGAGGAUGAUGCGGUUGAGGAAAGCAAGCCCAUUGGCGUUUCCAAGCCUAAGCCUGCGGAAUACCCUCAGAGCAAGGCCAAGUUCCUAGGAAUGUUCAAGAUGCCAGCAAAGAAGCCGGCAGCGCCUCCAGCGGCCAAGCCUGAGGAGGCGCGUGUCGAGAGUUCGCCAACAUCCGAUGACCCGCAGGUUCUGCCAUCGCAGGAUCUGUCAUAUAUUUUCUCCGGAGACCAUGGGAUGCAUACCGACACUCAGGACUCGCUGCUUUUGACACCCAGUGCCGGGACGCAGCAGGCAGCACAACAGACCACGCAACCGACAACACAGCUGACGCAGCAAGGAACACAGCCGACACAGUUGUUCCAGCAGUCGAUGGAUCCGCUCGGCCUGCUUAACAGCUCACUGCUGGCUGGCGACUCGCAAAUGUCGGUGGGGAUCCCGGCUCUGGGCGAUGGUAUGCCAACACAGAUGACGCAGUCGCUGCAGCCAACGAUUCCAGACCGCGAGGAUUCGCAGAGUUCAGACAUCCCAACGCUGGUCCGACAGGCGUUGCAACUGGAGCUGUCUGAUGAUGACGGGGAUGACAGGCCAGAAACGGCAGCCGAAGCAUCACUCGCACGGGCUGAAGAGCCAGGAGACCAACAUCCAGGGAUAGCCAACGAGUCCGACGGAUCCCAGCCACGUCCCCGUGGUCGCCUGUUGCAGCGCCGCGCACAGCUCGACGAGAAGAAAAAGAAGAGGAUGGGCAGGCUCGAGAGAUCCGAGUUCCUUGAGGACGAGGCCGAGGAGGGCGAGAGCUCUGAUUCUGACAAUGAUGGCCAGCGCACGAUCCGGCACCGCAAGUUCGACUGGGGCAAUGAUUCCCAGGCCAACAUACCUUCGGACUCCGAGAACGAGUUCCACGAGCUGGACAGCGACGAAGAAGCCGAACAGCUGCUGGCCGACCCCUUGAUCAACAACGAGGACAUGUCUGAUGAAGAGGGUGACGAGGCGAUCCGUGAGCUGCAUCGGCAGCGGGCCAUGGAAGACGACGAGAAGGCGAUCCAGGAGCUUGCCAAGGAUAUCGCCACAGGCAAUUUAAGGAAUCGUGGUCGCGCACGCAACCUCUUGGGUCUCGAUGAGGAGGACUACAACGACCGACAGUCGAGGCAGGAGCGUAUGGAGGAGCGCGCACGGCUCAGAAGAAAGCUCAUGGCGAAGGAGAUCCACGACACGAAUCUGGCUGCUAUUGCAAAGAACCCAGAGACUGCGGCAUUUGCCAACGCUGCACUGAUGCGGCCACCCACACAGUCCACUAGAGGCAACUCGUCUCAGGCACCAGCCGGUGACGACGACGGCGACGGUGACGAUGAGGACGAUCUGCUGAAUGAUGAGAUGCUGGAUCUCGAGGAGGAAAUCGACGAGAACUCGGUAGCUGCUGCUGUUCAGCAGCAGUUAUCAAGACCGCGCAUGCGCGUCGAGAGCGACGAUGACGACAAUGGGUCUUCAGACAACGACAGCAGCAAACAGGGCAGCAUGGGCGUGCGACUAGCGGACGGGAGUGGGUUCUCGACACGGAUGAACAGCUCGCAGACCAGCUCGAACGGCCUGGUCGGACUGGCCGAUGAUGGCCUUGACACGCCAUUAUCUGUGGAGAGCCUGAUUGUGCGGCGCAAGACAUUGAACAGCAAGUCGACGCUGUUGCCGCCGGGUCCUGGCUCGCUUCUCAAGCGGCCUGGUGCUUCGCUGCUCCAGUCGCCGAUGGCCAAGCGGUACAAUGCAAUGAAAAAGUAG
Messenger RNA from Linderina pennispora, 3108 nucleotides. RefSeq lists its product as uncharacterized. The transcript has a single exon. The record is from RefSeq and is a predicted model, not a curated record. The coding region runs from base 1 to 3108 and encodes 1035 amino acids. NCBI's taxonomy places the organism in Eukaryota, Fungi, Kickxellomycota, Kickxellomycetes, Kickxellales, Kickxellaceae.